This is a messenger RNA of Phaedon cochleariae (mustard beetle), 5918 nucleotides long. The record is from the annotation of a GenBank genome assembly. Lineage: Eukaryota; Metazoa; Arthropoda; Insecta; Coleoptera; Chrysomelidae.
GGAAAGCGUAGAAGGACCGCAACGUGCUCUUCGGUGCUUCAGACUUGGACAGCCGUAUCCUGGUGGGACAGCAAAAUAUACAGAGUCAGUCUCAUGCGUGUGGCGACGCCGAUAGUUAGCGUUCUCGUUCAAUCGUCCGACAUCGCCUCGAGAUAGCGAUCGCCGGUUAACCACGAUUUUUCCGCGUGAAUUUCCCGAGGCAGAAAGUUUUCCGUGAAAAAUUCGAGAAAAGUUUAUCGGUGAAUAUUUUGGGAAAAAAAGGGGUUUCGUGAAAAUUAUUUCGGGAAAAACGGCGAUCGAGGCUGUGCUGACUCCACGAGACUUUUCGAACUGAUCGUCUACUUGGGGACCGGAUGAUUGGCUGAAGCAAUCUUUUUGUCGGUUUUGAAACAUGUUAUCGAGGAACACUACUAACAGAAAAAGUUAUUAUUGGGACUUUAUAAACCAUGUUAUUUCGUGAAUUCGACAUAAUUUGAGGUGCAGAGAAGAUACCACUUGUCUCGAAAGAUAUUUUGGUGAUAUUUCGUUCUGCUUUCGGUAUGACGAAGUUCGUGAAACGGUUCAGAUCAGUUAUGGCUUGUGUCGCGAUUUUGGUUCUGGCAGCUGUCAUCGUGAUGGUUUGGGUGCAAUUCAGCCAGGGGGCGUUCAGGAACAAGAGACAGUACGAAGAGGUGAAUGUGACUAACACCAUGGGACAGCAAGAAACUACCAGAAUUUUCAACACCACGAAACAUAAAGAAUUCAUUGAGAAGACACAUUUGGAAGAUAUAGAGGCAGAUACUCUGGAGUUUGUCAAGCCUUUGAAAAUAAGUCCGUCCUCUAAUGAAACCGAGCAGUUGACACUUGAAAAGCCAAUUUUGAGACACCAACAUAGCAGCCAUUUCAGACACAAGCAAGCGGAAAUUUGGGACCUACACCCCCAAUACGAGAUCGAGGCUUUUGGACAAAAACUGAUACUCGAUUUGGAUUAUAAUGACAAAUUUGUUGCUCCGAACCUGCAUAUUGUUACACAUUUUCGAGACACAGAGAAGGUCAGGCACGAUCCCAGACUGUCUGGAUGUUUCUACACGGGAAAAAUCAGAGGAGAUAACGAUUCCAGCGUAGCAGUUUCCCUUUGUAACGGAAUGACUGGAUAUAUUCGAACGCAUGACAGCAGCUACUACAUAGAACCUGCAGAGACAUUCACCACUGGCAGCUUGAUCCAUCGCAUGAAAAGAUUACCCCAUCCCACGAAAGAUUCCAAUGAUGUGAAUGCGGGAUCAAUGGAGUUUUAUGAAAACAGUGAAAACGUUACCAUCAUCGAGGACGACUUCUACCAAGCCACCGCGCAGAUCCCCAAGGGUCACGUGAUCAAUAAAAGGGACGCCCCGAACCUAGUGCUGGGUACCUGCGACGCCGUCGAAGAAACGGUCUGGAGAACACCCGAGGAGUGGCAGCCCCAUGGGGAACGUGAAACGCCCCAGGGGUGGCAGACCCAUGGGGAACGAAAGACCCAUGGGGAACGGAAAACGCCCGAGGAGUUUUCCAGGGUACCGCGCAACGCUGAAUGGAAAAGCGUAUACAGGAUGUCCGACGAGUCCUUCGUCAAGGUGCUCGUGGUGGCUGAUAAGAGUAUGGUCAAGUACCAUUUGAACGAUGAUGAUCUGACGCACUAUAUUCUGACGUUGAUGUCCCAUGUUUCUUUUUUGUUCAAAGACGAAUCGAUAGGCAACCCUAUAUCCGUGUCGGUGGUGCAGAUCAGAGUGUUGAGUCACGACGAUUUUUCCAACACGAAUUCAUCAGGUAUGCUGCUCAAAUUCUGCAACUGGACGAAGCACAACAUCCGCGAUAGGGCGCACAAUGUCGCUGUUCUGCUGACCAGGGACAACAUUUGCCGAAACGAGUCUGUUCAACAGCAAUGCACCACCCUCGGAGUUGCCGAGGUCGAUUCCAUGUGUCAGUCGGGGUGUGCGAUCGUCAAGGACAAAGGGCUGGCUUCUUCGUAUACUAUAGCUCACGAACUGGGGCAUAUUUUGAGUAUGCCUCAUGAUGAAGAUAAAAAAUGCAAGCAGCUCAACAGAGGCAUCAGUAUAACGAAUAUAAUGAGCAAAGUGAUUGAGAAAGAUACGAAACCGUUCACAUGGUCUCCUUGUUCGAAAUAUUUUGUAACUGAAUUUUUGGAUUCGGACAGAGCUACUUGCGUAAAAAGACCACCCAUCAAUAACUACAUCAUUAACACUUACACGGAACUGCUGCCAGGAGACAAAUUCGAUUUGGACGCCCAAUGUGAACUCGAGUUCGGUCCUGGAUGCAAAGUUUGCUUGACAGGUAUACCAUGCGAGCAUUUGUACUGCACCACAAACAAUACAGAAUUCCCAUGUACCUCGACUUUCUCUCCUUGGGCUGAUGGAACAAAAUGUGGAAAUGACAGAGUGUGUUUCAAUGGUGAAUGCAGACUAGAGCAGGACUAUAUUCCAGUAGAUGGUGGUUGGGGACCAUGGCACGGAUACGGGUCGUGUAGUCGAACAUGUGGAGGGGGUAUAAAGGUGUCUCAAAGGUACUGUGACAGUCCAAAACCUAUGAACGGGGGCUCUUACUGCAUCGGACAGAAUCUCAGAUACGAGUCGUGUAAUACGGAAGAUUGUGAUGCUGGAGCAUUAGAAUACAGGGCGAAGCAGUGUGAGGAAUUCAACGGAAAUAACAAGGAUUUUCCAAAUCUCCCCUACGGUGUCCAGUGGUACCCAGAAUAUGAUUUAGACCGAUCCGAAGACCAUUGCAGGUUGUACUGCCUGCCGAACAGGACGAAGCCGAGCUACCGGCUCAAGGACAAAGUGUCGGACGGCACCAAGUGCGGCCCUUCGGGGUACGGCAUUUGCGUUAGCGGCGUUUGCAAGCCGGGCGGCUGCGACAACGUGCUCGAUUCCCAGGUGGUGUUAGACGAUUGCGGUAUCUGCGGGGGAGACAACAGUCGCUGUCAGGAGAUAAGCGGCAACUACAACAAGCCGGCAGACACAUCGGGCUACAAUCGGGUGGUUAGGAUACCGAAGGGCAGCUCCAAUCUCAACAUCACCCAGGAUUCCCAUCCUUACGUCGACGAGAAUUAUCUUGUUCUGAUUGAUGGGGAAACCGGCGAUCCUCUACUCAACGGCAACUAUAUGGCCAACACGGACGGCCUCGACGUGAAAUUCGGCAACGUCGACAUCAAGUACAGCGGUGCAAGCGCCACCGUCGAAUGGAUAACCAGUCCGAAGAACAGGAAACUGCCUAGAGAUUUGGUCAUCAGCGUUCUAUCGGUGGGGAAAUUGUCUGCGCCAAACAUUCGGUACAGAUACGUCAUUGAUAUCAAGGAGGCGCCUAGUUAUGGAUGGAGGUUGUAUCAGAAAGAGUGGUCGAAAUGCAAUUCGAUUUGCGAGGGCAAGCAAUACAGAAAACCGGUUUGCGUGGAACUGAUCAACGGCAAGGAAGUCAACAAGGGCUACUGUGACAACAUGGAGGACAGCGUCACGCAAAAACAGGAAUGCAACGCCCACUGUGAACUGACGUGGAAUAUUGCUUCUAAAAGCGCGUGUACACCUCAAUGCGGCAAAGGUAUUCGAAGAAUAUACUACAACUGCAUGAAGGUGUAUAAAAAGAAACCGAACCGCAGUGAAAUCGUCAAUGAAAAACACUGCACGAUAUUGGCAACACCACCAGCUUUGGAGACCUGCAAUACCGUGUGUAACUCCACUAGAUGGCAUUAUUCAUCUUGGACAGAGUGCAGUAAAACAUGUGGAGGUGGCACACAAAGAAGAACGGCAAAAUGUGUCGAUGAUAGUUAUACACCUAUAGACGAUUCUUACUGCAACAACAGUGAGAUGAUCACCGAACAGAUAUGUAACACGGAGAAUUGUCCUGUUUGGACCUUGGCAGACACGUCAUCUUGUUCUGCACCGUGUGGUGGUGGCUACAAGAACCUAACCUAUUAUUGCGUGCUGGACGGCAGAAUCUACGACAACAACGCUUGCGACGUCACAACCAAACCAGCCGAAAGAGAAGCUUGUAACGACCAAGCUUGCGGUAGAUGGGCCUCGAUCAAUGCGUACCACCCCUGUUCUGUCACUUGCGGAGAAGGAAUAGAAAGGAGACAGUUCGUUUGCAAAAAGUUCGAUUCAGAAGAAGUGUUGGACAACAACUACUGUCGCGGUCAGCGCGUGCCCAACGAGAGCAGAGUGUGCUACAGAAAUGAAUGUGACCCGGCAUCUUAUGAAAGAAGAAACAACCCUAGGGAUGACUUCGACAAUUUCAUCAUACCACAACCUUACAGACGUUAUAAAACUUACAAAUGGGUUCCUGGAGAUUGGUCAGCUUGUUCUCAAAGUUGUGGUGAUGGAGGCAGAAGCAAACAGCUGUUCCGAUGUGUGAAUGAAAUCGGGAAUGAAAACGAUCUGAUGUGUGACACCAACCAAAGGCCGAACAAUGUGGUGAAAUGUAACAUUUUUCCUUGUCCCAAGUGGACGACAGGUGACUGGAGUCCCAGCUGCGAUUCCAGCUGUGAAAGACUUCGACAAGUCAUAUGCAUUGACAACUCAGGCAGAGUGGUAAGUGACAGCAGCUGUGACGAAACCCGCAGACCGGAAGCAACGACAAAAUGCAAACUAACAGAGUGUCCUCAUAUAUCCAACGCGGUUCCGAAAGGCUACUUUGACUCAUCGGAGACAGGAAAACGUUACAGAUGGAAACUCGGACCUUGGAAACAGUGUUCCAAUUCUUGCGGAAAAGGCACUAGGAGGCGCCAUAUUGAAUGCGAGGACGCUCUGAAUGAAAUAACGGUCGUCGAUUCGUACUGUAGGAAUUUGAAAAAACCUAAAGUGACGAAGAAUUGUGAGAAGUUUGCCUGCUCGUAUGCCUGGGUAGAGAGUUAUUGGUCAGCCUGUUCGGCUUCUUGUGGAACGGGAGUGAAAAAACGAAACGUCACCUGUCACAAAGUACAUAAAGGUGGCCUCGUAGACGCCACACCGUUGCCGGAUCUAUACCAGAACAGAAUCCAUCAUCAGAAUUACUGUUCUGUUUAUAAUAAACCACCCAACACUGCCAAAUGCAUUCUGAGCCAUUGCGGAGACGAAUUCAUCUGGCAACCUGAACCAUGGAAAGAGUGUUCCCACAAAUGCGGCAGAAAAGGCAGGCAGAUCCGCGUCCUCAAUUGCGCAAGCGUCAGAACGUCACAGAAAGUGCCGCGUCAUUAUUGCCCACGCAACCUACGACCGCCGAGAAAGCGCAAGUGCAACCAAUGGCGAUGCAAGCCGCUGCCGCAGCGCCAUCUGGACCAAGCCGACCACCAACGCGGGUCUGUCUCGGGGCUGUACGAGAGCUGCAAGGAGAUCAAGCUGCGCACGCGCACAAAAGUGAACAAGGAUUACGUGAUAGCGACGCGCGGCAGGUCGGUGAAGGUUUACUGCUACAAAAUGGACACGGCGGAACCGUUGGAGUACAUCAGUUUGCAUCCGGACAAGUACAAUUUCGCGGAAAUAUAUGAUCGAAGGCUGAUGGACAUCAGAACGUGUCCACACAACGGCCAAAGAAGGGACAAUUGCGAUUGUGACCAAAUUGGACCUGACAGAUCUGGAUUCACGAAGUUCUGGAAGGUCAGAGUGAACGUCACUUCCAUGCUGAUUAUAGGAGACGACUUUACGUUUUCGAAACAGCUCAAAGGGAUUCGAGUGCCUUUCGGGACGGCGGGAGAUUGCUACAGUUCCGUGCAAGGUUGUGCUCAGGGAAGAUUCGAGGUCGAUCUGAGUCACACCUCUUUCAAAUUGGCGAGCAACGUUCGGUGGAAAACAGUAGGGCCUAACGCGUCAGCGGACAUUAGGAAAACGGAAACUUCUGCAUCUGGUAAAUGUGGAGGUUAUUGUGGAAAUUGUCUGCCUGAUCCUAAUAUAGGAUUGGCUGUUGAAAUAACCUAA